UGGCGGGAGGGAGCUUUCUUCUGGUGCUGGUUCCUCGACUAGGGGCCUCUCCGGGGAAGUAAAAUCCGGUAGCAGCCACCGAGGAGCCGCGCGCAGGGUCUGAGCUGAGAGCAUCCGCCGAGUGCGGGCGGCGCAAGCUGGUGAGACGCGGACAAGGGUACGAGGCUGAAAAGCAACCCACCUCUACUCGCCAAUAUAGUGUCAGAAUGUCAAGUACCGCCGUGUCCUACUGGAUCUUCAAUUCUGCAAGGAAUCGAAUUGCUAUAUUACAAGGGGGUAGACGCUUAUACUCAAGGGGUGCGGUGAAUAGGAAUCAGUUGAAAUGGAAGCUUUUUUCUCCGGCAUCGUCGACUCUAAAGAACAGUACUCUGUGUGGUGGCUUUGCUCUGCAGAGAGCCUACCGACACACGUCAACCGAGGAAGAAGAUUUCCACUUACAGCUUAGCCCUGAACAGGUCAAUGACAUGCUUCGAGCUGGUGAGUCAUCUCACAAGGUUCUUGAUUUCAACAAUGGCAUUCCAAAUUCAGUGUUAAGGUUUGAGAGUAACCAGCUGGCUGCCAAUUCCCCAGUGGAGGACCGGCAAGGUGUAGCUUCCUGCAUGCAAACCAACGGACUGAUGUUUGGUAUUUUUGAUGGACAUGGUGGCCAUGCCUGUGCACAAGCGGUGAGUGAGAGGCUCUUCUACUACAUGGCGGUGUCCCUGAUGUCCUACCAGACCUUGGAGCAGAUGGAGGAAGCAAUGGAAAACAUGAAGCCUUUGCUGCCCAUCCUUCAGUGGCUCAAACAUCCUGGGGAUAGUAUUUAUAAGGAUGUCACAUCGGUACAUCUGGACCACCUCCGAGUCUAUUGGCAGGAACUCCUUGACCUGCAUAUGGAAAUGGGCUUGAGCAUUGAAGAAGCGUUGAUGUACUCCUUCCAGAGACUGGAUUCUGACAUCUCAUUAGAAAUUCAGGCUCCUCUGGAAGAUGAGGUGACAAAGAACUUGUCCCUCCAGGUUGCUUUUUCUGGGGCAACAGCUUGCAUGGCCCAUGUCAAUGGAGUUCACCUGCAUGUAGCAAAUGCUGGUGACUGCCGGGCUAUCCUUGGUGUCCAGGAAGACAAUGGUGUGUGGUCCUGUUUGCCUCUUACCUGUGACCACAAUGCUUGGAAUGAGGCUGAGCUGUCCCGCCUUAAGAGAGAACACCCUGAGUCUGAGGGCAGGACACUCAUCAUAGAUGAUAGACUGCUGGGUGUCCUCAUACCCUGCAGGGCCUUUGGGGAUGUCCAGUUAAAAUGGAGUAAAGAGUUGCAGCGUAGUGUCCUAGAGAGGGGCUUUGACACUGAAGCCCUCAACAUCUAUCAGUUCACACCACCCCACUACUAUACUCCACCCUAUCUGACUGCCAAGCCUGAGAUUACAUACCACAGGCUGAGGCCCCAAGAUAAGUUUCUUGUGCUGGCCUCAGAUGGUCUGUGGGACAUGCUGGGCAAUGAGGAUGUGGUCAGGCUGGUCGUGGGGCACCUAUCUAAGGUUGGUUGCCACAAGCCAGACCUGGACCAAAGACCAGCCAACUUGGGACUCAUGCAGAGUCUGCUGCUUCAGAGGAAAGCCAGUGGACUCCAUGCAGCUGACCAAAAUGUAGCUACGCAUCUGAUCAGACAUGCCAUCGGGAGCAAUGAGUAUGGGGAGAUGGAGCCGGAACGACUGGCUGCCAUGCUGACAUUACCAGAAGAUGUAGCCAGGAUGUACCGGGAUGAUAUCACUGUCAUGGUGGUGUUUUUUAACUCAGAUUCAAUUGAUUCAUAUUAUAAGGAGGGUUAAGAGUCUCACCCUGUUGCCAAGGCUAACACGAAUACCCUUUAAAACAUUUUCACUUAACUCCUAAGUGAGCAAUUCAAGCCUUAUUAAAGAAUAGGCAGAUGUAGGUUGUUGACUAACAAAGGAAGGCCAGGAAAAUCAGCCUUAGUGACAAGGCAUUAGCAGUGAUUUUUGUCCCUGUGUGCACUGGUCAACUCUUCUGUGCAGCAGACAGAAUAAAGAGUAAAACUGGCUUAGGCUCAUGUAGCCCAUGUCCUUUAUAAAGACACUGUUAAACUGUGUCAUCCUGUGCUUUUUUAAAGGAUAAAUUUAAUCAUGAUUCUAAGAAUAAAGAACUUCAGGAUCUCCUGAGACCCAGUUGCAAAAUUUACAAAUGUGAUCAUUGUGAACUCUGUUAUGCACAACUUCUAGGCUGUAGUUUUUGUUUGUUUUGUUUUUUAAUUAUGGAAGCGUAGGUUUACAAAACAAUCUCCAGGACACUUUUCUAUGUCAUAUUCUAAGUUUCCUGUAUGUGUGUGUGUGUGUGUGAUUUUCUGUUAUGACUGUGAAGAUACUCUGUGCCAUUUGCAUUUUAACAAUGGUUAAAUUUACUUUAAAACUGGGUCUUCAGACUUCCAAGCAGGACUGCCAUCAACAUGUUUAGGACCACUUGCCUUGUUUUCUCAGCCGAGGAUGGGAGGGGCUAGGUUUCUGAGCUGGCUGAAUUUGAUUGUGCAGCCAUUGGUCCUUCUGUUGAGUUCUACCCCAGAACCUUUGAGCCGUACUGAGAGGUAAUUUCUGUGUAAUCCCUAACCCCUGGCUUUCUGCUUAGUAAAAUAUUUCCCCCCAGGCUUAGCUGCAGGGUUAUUCAUAAUUCCCAUUCUUUCUGAUUCUUUCUCAGACACUGACACAAUACUACCUCUGCUGUGCUGCCCAGCCUCGCCACGCCAUUACUGGAAAAUCUUUCACCUUCUCGCUUCCAAAAGUUGGAAGAAAGGUGAUAUGGCCAGAUGGUAGUUGUAGACAUUUAGGCAGAGUGGACUUAUUCAGUGAUUUGUGGACUUAAGGUUUCAGCCUGAUUCUAGAGAUGUGGGAAUAAUAAGAGAACAGUCGUGAGCUGAGGGAGGCUUUCUCUCUGUAUCUUGGGAGGGAGCGGGGAGACUUAUCAGAUGGGACACCUGCCCCUGCCUGUUAGGAAUCGCCAUUGCUAUGCCUCAGGGAUUAGACCAUAUUUAGUGUGAGACCUGGUGUAAAGUGAGAUGCAUCUGGUCAUAUAGGGGCUGCAGAAUCUUUGCGCUUGCUUGAAAACUAGCCCACAUGGCUCCUUUUAGGGGAUAAACUUCUUCCUCUCUUGGGUGGCUGAGGCAUUAAACAGCAGGAAGUGUGUCCCUAAAUGGAAACACAUGUAUUGUUUUUGGCAGGUUUAAUUUCCUGUACCUCAUCAGAGUGUUUCACUGUAGGUAGCUCCUUGGUUGAUCCCUUGUCUCUUAACCUCUAUGCCAUCCACAUACGAGCAGGGAACUAGGUUUGCCCCCCCUCGGUUUUGCUGGUAGACAUUCUGUCAAGAGUUGGGGCUGGGCUGACAGAACAGCUCAGUGGGUAAAGGCUGCCAGCCCUGGAAACUUGAGCUCCAUCCCUGGGCCCCAUGUGGUGGAAAGAGCUGAAAACUGUCCUCUGGCCUCCACGUGGUGCACUCAAAAAGUAAGCAAAAUGGAAAAAUAGGGCGAUUGUUCUUUGCACAUUUCCUAGUGCACCUGGUUAGUGAUAUGGUCUCAUGUUCUCAUGUUUUUUUGGGUUUUUUUUUUGUUUUUUUUUUUG
Onychomys torridus (southern grasshopper mouse) is the source of this 3596-nucleotide messenger RNA. RefSeq names its product pyruvate dehyrogenase phosphatase catalytic subunit 2 (gene Pdp2). Bases 207 to 1802 code for a protein of 531 amino acids. Gene Ontology annotation, biological process: protein dephosphorylation. The record is from RefSeq and is a predicted model, not a curated record. NCBI's taxonomy places the organism in Eukaryota, Metazoa, Chordata, Mammalia, Rodentia, Cricetidae. Gene Ontology annotation, molecular function: protein serine/threonine phosphatase activity; cation binding. The transcript is spliced from 2 exons.